This is a messenger RNA of Odontomachus brunneus, 1386 nucleotides long. RefSeq lists its product as uncharacterized. Bases 1 to 1386 code for a protein of 461 amino acids. Gene Ontology annotation, molecular function: catalytic activity. The transcript has a single exon. Lineage: Eukaryota; Metazoa; Arthropoda; Insecta; Hymenoptera; Formicidae. The record is from RefSeq and is a predicted model, not a curated record.
AUGGCCACCAAACUCCACCAGGCAAACGUCAAUCACUCCGCGGGGGCCCAGGACUUACUCCUACAGGUCCUCGCGGAGCGAAAUGGCGGAUUAGCGCUCGUGUCGGAGCCGCACCACAUCCCUGAGAGGGACAGUAGUUGGUUGGGGCUCCGGCACGAGUUCCAGGGCGCUGCGAUAUACUGGCGCCCGAAAGAGGCGUCUCUCCGCCUUAAAUUAAUCAGGGCGGAAAAAUAUAUUGUGGCGGUGGAGUGGGACGCAAUGAGGGUGGCCUCAGUGUAUGCCCCCCCACGCUCGGGGGUAUGGUCGAGGGCCCGUUUUGGGGUGUUCUUGGAGCAAGUGGGGCGCGUGCUAGAUAUGUACGCCGCCCACCCAGUGAUAGUCGCCGGGGACUUCAACUCCCUUCCCAGGGAGUGGGGUUCCCGGCGGACGGAACCCGGAGGCCAGGAUCUCCUUGAGUGGGCGGCGACGAGGGGCCUGAUCUUGAUUAAUUCAGGCUCCGUGAGCACCUGUGUGCGCGCGCAGGGCGAGUCCAUCGUGGACUUGACCUUCGGUAAUCGCCCUGCGGUGCGCGCAGUCAAGAGAUGGAGGGUGGCGACCAAAACGGACAUCAACUCUGAUCACCUAUUGAUCGAGUUGUCCGUGGUCGCCACCCCGACGGAGGUGCUCCGUCGUCGCCGAGAGGGGGCCGAGUUGAGACCACCGCGCUGGGCACUUCGCCGCCUGGACGAAGUCUCUUUUAAGAUGUCUGUGAUAGCGUCCUCUUGGGCAGGGAGGGUUGAAUCUCCCCCAUUGCUGGCCCGGGAGGAUAUUGAAGAGGAGACGGCCGGGCUUGGGGAGGUCAUGGAGGCAGCCUGUGACUCCUCCAUGCCCCGAGCUCGGCCCACCCCCCGCGCCGUUUAUUGGUGGUGCGAGGAGGUGGCGGAGCUACUUGGGUCCGUCAUCCUCCUCCGCCGACGCGUGCAGCGCAUGCGUGCGGUGCGGCGGAAGGGAUUGGAAUGGGAGCUGGCGCGCAGGUCUCUCCGAGCCGCGCGGAUAGACCUGCGCAAAGCCAUAGUCAGGGCCAAGGCCCAGGCAUGGCAGCGGUUGCUCGAGGAGCUCGAUAGGGAUCCAUGGGGGCGCCCAUACAGAAUUGUCCUCGGACGCUUGAGGACAUGGGCGUCCCCAGCCACAGAGAACCUAGACCCCCAGGCGCUCGACAAUGUCGUGGGGGCCCUCUUUCCUACGGCGGGGCCGGAACCCCUGCCGUACGAGGGCCCCCACCUGGAUAGGAGACGCGCCUGGAGGUCACUGAGCAGGAGCUCGCAAUCGCUGCCAAAAGGCUCGGGGGCAAAUCUAAAGCCCCUGGGCCGGAUGGUGUGCCUGGCAGGGCAUGGGCCUUGGCCCUGA